CCAGCCAAGAUGGAGGACGGUGGUUGCUGCGGCCACCGGCACCACGGCGGCUAGCGCAGCUGCUGCUCCCCCGGCUCGCUCCUCGCUCCCUCAAAAAACCACGACAACCAACCACCAACAAAAAAAUCCCAAACAAACAAAAAAAAAAAACCAAAACAACAAAAAAGGCUGGAAACCUUCCUUCUUUCUCCGCCCACCGACUGCUGCCUGCGCGGACUGCUGGCCCUCCCCAUGCCGUCGUCGUCGUCGUCGUCGCCCUCCUCCUCCUCCUCCUCCUCCUCCUCCCGCGAUUGUCUGCGCUCCGGCUGCCGCCCGCCCGCCCGCCCGGACUCCCUGCAUGCACACGCCGCCUCCUAGGUGGCUGCGGGGGGUGGGCGCUCCCGGAGCUGCCAUUCCGCACAUACCUUCAUGUCCCUGCGCUCGCCGCGGCCGCCUGCCGCCGCCCCGCCUCGCUCGCCUGCUCCGGCUGCCGCCCUAACGGCCGCUCCCGCCCGGAGGUGAAGCCGGGACCCGCGGAGGGGGCGGCGGGGUUGGCGGCGGGUCUCGCCCGGAGGAGCCGCCGCCGCACGCAGCAGCCAUGAGCAGCGCCGCUACCGCCACCUCCGCCGCCGCCGCCGCCACCACGGCCGGCAGCGGCGCGGGAGAAGGGGCUGAGGAGGCGGCCAAGGACUCGGCGGACAUCGCGGCGUUCUUCCGAUCCGGGUUUCGCAAAAAUGAUGAAAUGAAGGCUAUGGAAGUGUUACCAAUUUUAAAGGAAAAAGUGGCAUACCUUUCAGGUGGCAGAGAUAAGCGUGGAGGUCCCAUUCUAACUUUUCCAGCUCGUAGUAAUCAUGAUAGAAUACGGCAAGAAGACCUUAGAAGACUAAUUUCAUACCUAGCUUGUAUUCCCAGUGAAGAAGUAUGUAAACGAGGAUUCACCGUCAUUGUAGAUAUGCGUGGGUCAAAAUGGGACUCCAUAAAGCCUCUGCUGAAGAUUUUACAGGAAUCCUUUCCAUGUUGUAUUCAUGUUGCACUGAUAAUCAAGCCAGACAAUUUCUGGCAGAAACAGAGGACUAACUUUGGCAGCUCUAAGUUUGAGUUUGAGACAAAUAUGGUGUCUCUGGAAGGCCUUACCAAAGUAGUUGAUCCUUCGCAGCUAACCCCAGAAUUUGAUGGCUGUUUGGAAUACAACCAUGAGGAGUGGAUAGAAAUCAGAGUUGCCUUUGAGGACUACAUUAGCAAUGCAACCCAUAUGCUGUCCAGACUGGAGGAACUGCAAGAUAUGUUGUCAAAAAAGGAAAUGCCUCAGGACCUGGAAGGUGCUCGCAAUAUGAUAGAGGAGCAUUCGCAAUUAAAAAAGAAAGUCAUUAAGGCCCCUAUUGAGGACCUUGAUGUGGAAGGACAAAAGCUGCUCCAACGGAUACAGAGCAGUGACAGCUUCCCCAAAAAGAACUCUGGGUCAGGGAAUGCAGACUUACAGAACCUUUUACCCAAAGUAUCCACCAUGCUGGACAGGCUGCACUCAACACGGCAGCAUCUGCAUCAGAUGUGGCAUGUGCGGAAAUUGAAAUUGGACCAAUGUUUUCAGCUCAGGCUGUUUGAGCAGGAUGCUGAAAAGAUGUUUGACUGGAUCACACACAACAAAGGUCUGUUUCUGAACAGCUACACAGAGAUCGGAACUAGUCACCCCCACGCGAUGGAGCUUCAGACGCAGCACAGUCACUUUGCAAUGAACUGUAUGAAUGUGUAUGUAAACAUAAACCGCAUCAUGUCAGUAGCAAAUCGCCUGGUCGAGUCUGGCCAUUAUGCUUCACAGCAAAUAAAACAGAUUGCUAGUCAACUGGAGCAAGAAUGGAAGGCAUUUGCUGCAGCCUUGGAUGAACGUAGCACAUUACUGGAUAUGUCCUCCAUCUUCCAUCAGAAAGCUGAGCAGUACAUGAGCAAUGUGGACUCAUGGUGUAAAGCCUGUGGUGAGGUGGAGCUUCCCUCAGAACUGCAAGAUUUAGAAGAUGCUAUCCAUCAUCAUCAAGGGAUAUAUGAGCAUAUUACCUUGGCAUACUCUGAGGUGAGCCAAGAUGGAAAGUCACUGCUUGACAAACUUCAGAGACCUUUGACUCCUGGGAGUUCUGAUUCCCUCACUGCUUCUGCCAACUACUCAAAAGCAGUUCAUCACGUUCUGGAUGUCAUCCAUGAAGUACUGCACCACCAGCGCCAGCUGGAAAAUAUUUGGCAGCAUCGAAAGGUCCGCUUGCACCAACGGCUUCAGCUCUGCGUUUUUCAACAGGAUGUUCAACAGGUGUUGGAUUGGAUUGAAAACCAUGGAGAAGCUUUCCUUAGCAAACAUACGGGAGUGGGAAAAUCUCUGCAUCGGGCUAGAGCUUUGCAGAAGCGUCAUGAAGACUUUGAAGAGGUUGCACAGAACACAUACACCAAUGCAGAUAAGCUCCUAGAAGCAGCCGAACAGCUCGCUCAGACUGGGGAGUGUGACCCCGAGGAAAUUUAUCAAGCUGCCCAUCAGCUCGAAGACCGGAUACAGGAUUUUGUUAGGCGUGUGGAGCAACGCAAGAUCCUGCUGGACAUGUCUGUGUCCUUCCACACCCAUGUUAAAGAGCUAUGGACAUGGCUUGAAGAGCUACAGAAAGAACUGCUUGAUGAUGUCUAUGCUGAGUCUGUGGAGGCUGUCCAAGACCUGAUUAAACGUUUUGGUCAACAACAACAGACCACUCUGCAGGUUACAGUCAAUGUCAUAAAAGAAGGUGAAGAUCUUAUACAGCAACUAAGGGAUUCUGCCAUUUCUAGUAAUAAAACCCCCCAUAACAGCUCAAUCAACCACAUAGAGACCGUCCUGCAGCAGCUGGAUGAGGCGCAAUCUCAGAUGGAGGAGCUUUUUCAAGAACGCAAGAUCAAGCUUGAGCUGUUUCUGCAGCUCCGCAUAUUUGAAAGAGAUGCAAUAGAUAUAAUUUCAGAUCUCGAGUCUUGGAAUGAUGAGCUCUCUCAGCAGAUGAAUGACUUUGACACUGAAGAUCUUACAAUAGCAGAACAGAGGCUCCAGCAUCAUGCAGACAAAGCCCUGACCAUGAAUAACUUGACUUUUGAUGUCAUCCACCAAGGGCAGGAUCUGCUGCAAUAUGUCAAUGAAGUGCAGGCAUCUGGUGUGGAGCUGCUUUGUGACAGAGACGUGGACAUGGCAACUCGUGUGCAGGACCUGCUGGAGUUCCUCCAUGAGAAGCAGCAGGAGCUGGACCUGGCAGCUGAGCAGCACCGCAAGCACCUCGAGCAGUGUGUUCAGCUGCGGCACCUCCAGGCUGAGGUCAAGCAGGUUUUGGGCUGGAUCCGAAACGGGGAGUCAAUGUUAAAUGCUGGGCUUAUCACUGCUAGUUCUUUGCAGGAGGCCGAACAGUUACAGAGGGAACAUGAACAGUUUCAACAUGCAAUAGAGAAAACCCAUCAAAGUGCCCUGCAGGUUCAGCAGAAGGCAGAGGCAAUGCUGCAGGCUAAUCACUAUGACAUGGAUAUGAUCCGGGAGUGUGCAGAGAAGGUUGCUUCCCAUUGGCAACAACUGAUGUUGAAGAUGGAGGAUCGUCUCAAGCUUGUGAAUGCCUCUGUUGCCUUCUAUAAAACUUCUGAACAGGUAUGCAGCGUGCUGGAAAGCCUGGAACAAGAAUACAAGCGAGAAGAAGACUGGUGUGGGGGAGCAGACAAACUAGGUCCCAACUCCGAAACAGAUCAUGUUACUCCCAUGAUAAGCAAACACUUGGAACAGAAGGAGGCAUUCCUAAAGGCUUGCACGCUGGCACGGAGGAAUGCUGAUGUUUUCCUGAAAUACCUGCACAGGAACAGUGUAAACAUGCCAGGGAUGGUGACACACAUCAAAGCACCAGAACAGCAAGUCAAAAAUAUCUUGAAUGAACUCUUCCAGAGGGAGAACCGUGUGCUGCAUUAUUGGACCAUGCGUAAAAGACGUCUUGAUCAAUGCCAACAGUACGUGGUGUUUGAAAGAAGUGCCAAACAGGCUCUGGAAUGGAUUCAUGACAAUGGAGAGUUUUAUUUAUCUACACAUACUUCCACUGGCUCCAGUAUCCAGCACACUCAAGAGCUGCUAAAAGAACAUGAAGAAUUUCAGAUCACAGCAAAGCAAACCAAAGAGAGGGUGAAGUUGUUGAUACAGCUGGCUGAUGGCUUUUGUGAAAAAGGGCAUGCUCAUGCAACAGAGAUUAAAAAAUGUGUCACAGCAGUGGAUAAGAGGUACAGAGACUUUUCCCUGCGCAUGGAGAAAUACAGGACCUCUUUAGAGAAAGCUCUGGGUAUUUCCUCUGAUUCCAAUAAAUCGAGCAAAAGCUUGCAGCUGGAUAUAAUCCCAGCCAGUGUCCCUGGGUCAGAGGUGAAACUGCGAGAUGCUGCUCAUGAGCUUAAUGAAGAAAAACGAAAGUCUGCCCGCAGGAAAGAGUUCAUUAUGGCUGAGCUAAUUCAGACAGAAAAGGCUUACGUAAGAGACCUCCGGGAAUGCAUGGAUACAUAUCUAUGGGAAAUGACAAGUGGAGUCGAGGAGAUCCCACCUGGUAUUGUAAAUAAAGAACACAUUAUCUUUGGAAACAUGCAGGAAAUCUAUGAGUUCCACAAUAACAUAUUCCUCAAGGAGCUAGAAAAAUAUGAACAGUUACCAGAAGAUGUUGGACACUGCUUUGUUACUUGGGCAGACAAAUUCCAAAUGUAUGUUACAUACUGUAAAAACAAGCCAGAUUCUACGCAGCUGAUAUUAGAACAUGCAGGAGCAUACUUUGAUGAGAUACAACAACGACACGGACUGGCCAACUCUAUCUCCUCUUACCUUAUCAAACCUGUCCAAAGGAUAACAAAAUACCAGCUUCUUUUAAAGGAGCUGCUAACGUGCUGUGAAGAAGGUAAAGGUGAGAUUAAGGAUGGCCUGGAGGUGAUGCUUAGUGUGCCAAAGCGAGCCAAUGAUGCCAUGCACCUCAGCAUGCUGGAAGGCUUUGAUGAAAAUAUAGAAUCUCAGGGAGAGCUCAUCCUUCAAGAAUCCUUCCAAGUGUGGGACCCCAAAACUCUAAUUCGAAAAGGAAGAGAAAGGCACCUUUUCCUUUUUGAGAUGUCCUUGGUUUUCAGUAAAGAAGUGAAGGACUCCAGUGGAAGGAGCAAGUACAUUUACAAGAGUAAACUGUUUACUUCGGAACUGGGUGUCACAGAACACGUAGAAGGAGAUCCCUGCAAGUUUGCUCUAUGGGUUGGAAGGACACCAACGUCAGACAACAAAAUUGUUCUGAAGGCAUCCAGUAUAGAGAAUAAACAGGACUGGAUCAAACACAUCCGGGAAGUGAUACAAGAAAGGACCAUUCAUCUGAAAGGAGCAUUGAAAGAGCCGAUCCACAUCCCCAAAACUGCACCAACAACAAAACAGAAAGGAAGAAGAGAUGGCGAGGACCUGGACAGUCAGGGAGAUGGGAGCAGCCAACCUGAUACUAUUUCAAUUGCCUCACGAACCUCACAGAACACGCUAGACAGUGAUAAGUUGUCUGGUGGGUGUGAGCUGACGGUGGUAAUCCACGACUUCACCGCCUGCAACAGUAAUGAGCUGACAAUCCGCCGUGGGCAGACAGUGGAGGUCUUGGAGAGGCCCCAUGACAAGCCCGACUGGUGUCUGGUUCGAACCACAGAUCGGUCCCCCGCUGCAGAAGGCCUGGUCCCGUGUGGGUCCCUCUGCAUCGCUCACUCUCGCAGUAGUAUGGAGAUGGAAGGGAUUUUUAACCACAAAGACUCCCUUUCGGUCUCCAGCAACGAUGCCAGUCCUCCUGCUUCAGUAACAUCACUUCAGCCCCACAUGAUUGGUGCACAGAGCUCCCCAGGCCCCAAGCGCCCUGGCAAUACUUUGAGAAAAUGGCUUACCAGUCCUGUGAGGCGUCUUAGCAGUGGAAAAGCAGAUGGGCAUGUCAAAAAGCUGGCCCACAAGCAUAAGAAGAGUAGAGAGGUUCGCAAAAGUGCUGAUGCAGGCUCUCAGAAGGACUCUGAUGAUAGUGCAGCAACACCACAAGAUGAAACUGUUGAAGAGAGAGGUCGAAAUGAGGGGCUGAGCAGUGGCACUCUCUCCAAGUCAUCCUCUUCAGGCAUGCAGAGCUGUGGAGAGGAGGAAGGUGAAGAGGGAGCAGAUGCUGUACCGCUUCCUCCUCCAAUGGCUAUUCAGCAACACAGUCUUCUCCAGCCCGACUCACAGGAUGACAAGACAUCUUCUCGAUUAUUGGUGCGGCCAACCAGCUCUGAGACACCCAGUGCUGCAGAACUAGUCAGUGCAAUUGAAGAGCUCGUCAAAAGUAAAAUGGCCCUGGAGGACCGUCCAAGUUCCUUGUUGGUAGAUCAAGGUGACAGCAGCAGUCCAUCCUUCAACCCUUCAGAUAACUCCCUUCUCUCUUCCUCAUCACCCAUAGAUGAGAUGGAAGAAAGGAAAUCCAGCUCCUUAAAAAGACGACACUAUGUCUUACAGGAAUUAGUGGAGACAGAGAGAGAUUACGUACGAGAUCUGGGCUACGUAGUUGAGGGAUAUAUGGCACUUAUGAAGGAAGAUGGUGUACCUGAUGACAUGAAAGGGAAAGACAAGAUUGUAUUUGGAAACAUUCACCAGAUUUAUGACUGGCACAGAGACUUCUUUUUAGGAGAGUUGGAGAAGUGCCUUGAAGAUCCAGAAAAACUGGGAUCCCUGUUUGUUAAGCAUGAGAGAAGGUUGCACAUGUACAUAGUCUACUGCCAAAACAAACCAAAGUCUGAGCACAUUGUCUCAGAAUAUAUUGAUACGUUUUUUGAGGAUCUAAAGCAACGCCUGGGCCACAGACUGCAGCUCACAGACUUGCUAAUAAAACCUGUGCAGAGAAUUAUGAAAUACCAGCUGUUACUAAAGGACUUCCUCAAAUAUUCUAAAAAAGCUAACCUUGACACAACAGAACUAGAGAAAGCUGUAGAGGUCAUGUGUAUAGUACCAAAACGGUGUAAUGACAUGAUGAAUGUUGGCCGCCUGCAAGGAUUUGAUGGUAAAAUUGUGGCCCAGGGUAAGCUCCUGCUCCAGGACACAUUCUUGGUUACAGACCAGGACACGGGACUUCUGCCACGCUGCAAGGAGAGACGGGUCUUCCUCUUUGAGCAGAUUGUUAUUUUCAGUGAGCUGCUAGAUAAAAAGAAAGGUUUCUCCAUGCCUGGAUUCUUGUUUAAAAACAGUAUCAAGGUGAGUUGCCUUUCCCUAGAGGAAAAUGUGGACAGCGAUCCAUGUAAAUUUGCACUAACAUCAAGGACUGGUGAUGUCACGGAGACCUUUAUUUUGCAUUCUGCCAGUCCAGGAGUCCGCCAGUUGUGGAUCCAUGAAAUUAACCAAAUUUUGGAAAACCAGCGCAACUUUUUAAAUGCCUUGACAUCCCCAAUCGAGUACCAGAGGAACCACAGCAGUGGUGGAGGCGGCAGCGGGAGCAGCAGCGGUAACAGCAGCGGCCCCAGCAGCUGUGGCAUCCCCAGCUCCAGCCGUAGCCGGCCAUCCCGGAUCCCCCAGCCUGUCAGACACCAUUCCCCAGUCCUGGUCUCCUCUGCAGCUGCGGCCCAAGCAGAGGCAGACAAGAUGUCAGGUAUGUCCAUUCACAAUCUCUCCCUGCCACACUACAACACCUCCUUAGAAAGUGGCCUGAGCCAGCCAGACAGGCACCCUCCCAACGCAGAACCCGACGGUCCUCAGAGAGAAGCUGAGCAGAUUCCCAAGAUGAAAGUUAUUGAAAGUCCCAGGAAGACAGCGGGAAGCAUUUCUGGCUCAGCUGACGGAGCCCAGAAAGACUCUCGUGGAAGCUCAGAGGACAGUCGCUCAAGAAACAGCAUAGGAUCACUGACGCUCGGGAAGCCAAGGCCAGGAGCCAUCUCACCAAUGAACUCUCCUCUCUCCACAACUUUCCCUUCUCCUUUUGGCAAAGAAACCUUUCCACCCAGCAGCCCCCUGCAGAAGGGCUCCUUUUGGAGCUCCAUCCCAGCAUCCCCUGCCAGCCGCCCUGGCUCCUUCACUUUCCCUGGGGACAAUGACUCCCUCCAGCGGCAGGUCCACCGCCACUCUUCACACAGCAAGGACACAGACCGCAUGAGCACAUGCUCCUCGACCAGCGAGCAGUCAGUUCACUCCACCCAGAGUAAUGGGAGUGAAAGUAGCAGCAGUAGCAAUAUCUCCACCAUGCUGGUGACACACGAUUACACGGCAGUGAAGGAGGAUGAGAUAAAUGUCUACCAAGGAGAGGUCGUGCAGAUUCUAGCCAGCAACCAACAGAACAUGUUUUUGGUGUUCAGAGCCGCCACUGAUCAGUGCCCUGCAGCCGAAGGCUGGAUUCCCGGCUAUGUCUUGGGGCAUACCAGUGCAGUCAUCAUUGACAACCCUGAUGGAACCAUCAAGAAGUCAACGUCUUGGCACACAGCACUCCGUUUAAGGAAGAAAUCUGAGAAAAAAGAUAAAGACGGCAAAAGGGAAGGCAAGCUAGAAAAUGGUUACCGCAAAUCCCGAGAAGGACUUGCCAACAAGGUUUCUGUCAAGCUUCUCAACCCCAAUUACAUUUAUGAUGUUCCCCCAGAGUUUAUAAUACCAUUGAGUGAGGUAACAUGUGAGACAGGAGAGACCAUCGUGCUUAGGUGUAAAGUCUGUGGUCGGCCCAAGGCUUCAGUUACUUGGAAAGGUCCUGAUCAUAACACACUGAGCAAUGACGGUCAUCACAGCAUUUCGUACAGUGACUUAGGAGAGGCUUCACUGAAAAUCAUUGGCGUCACUGCAGAAGACGAUGGUAUCUAUACAUGUAUAGCUGCAAACGAUAUGGGUUCGGUUUCAUCUUCCGCCAGUCUACGAGUUUUAGGUCCUGGAAAUGAUGGAAUCAUGGUAAUCUGGAAAGACAACUUUGAUUCCCUCUACAGUGAAGUGGCUGAGCUCGGCAGGGGCAGAUUUUCUGUCGUAAAGAAGUGUGACCAGAAGGGAACCAAGCGAGCAGUAGCCACUAAGUUUGUGAAUAAGAAGUUGAUGAAGCGAGACCAGGUUACCCAUGAACUUGGAGUCAUGCAGAAUCUCCAGCAUCCCCAGCUCAUUGGCCUUCUCGAUACCUUUGAGACCUCCACCAACUACAUACUAGUGUUAGAAAUGGCUGACCAGGGUCGCCUUCUAGACUAUGUUGUGCGAUGGGGAAACCUCACAGAAGGGAAGAUCAGACUUUACCUGGGAGAGAUUCUGGAAGCUGUGCAGUAUCUUCACAACUGCAGAAUAGCACAUUUGGACCUAAAGCCUGAAAAUAUUUUGGUGGACCAGAGUUCCACAAAGCCAACUAUAAAACUGGCUGACUUUGGAGAUGCAGUCCAGCUCAAUACCACGUAUUAUAUCCACCAGUUACUUGGAAACCCAGAGUUUGCAGCUCCUGAAAUUAUUCUUGGAAAUCCUGUUUCCCUCACUUCAGAUGUUUGGAGCAUUGGAGUGCUCACAUACGUCCUUCUUAGUGGCGUCUCUCCUUUCCUGGAUGAAAGUGUAGAGGAAACUUGCCUGAAUAUUUGCCGCUUAGACUUUAGUUUCCCAGAUGACUACUUCAAAGGAGUUAGCCAGAAGGCCAAAGAUUUUGUAUGCUUCCUACUUCAGGAUGACCCAGCUAAGCGUCCCUCGGCUGCACUGGCCCUCCAGGAGCAAUGGCUGCAGCUGGGGAACAGCAAAAGUGCUGACAGCAUUGACACAUCCAGACUGACUUCAUUCAUUGAGCGGCGAAAACACCAGAAUGAUGUUCGACCCAUCCGUAGCAUUAAAAACUUCCUACAGAGCAGGCUCUUGCCAAGAGUUUGACCUUGCUUGAAGUUCUCUCUCAUUCUCUUUCACCUGCCAAUCAAUCAGACUGGAGAUGGACUCCUCCUGCCAAUCAAUCAAUCAGACUGGAGAUAGACUCCUCCUGCCAAUCAGCUGUUGACUUGAAUUUUGGGGAGGGCAAACCCCGAGCCAACCAGCUGCUAAGCGAAUGUUCGUGUGCAAACGCAUUCCAGGGGGACCCGUGCGGGGUGGCGCGGGGGACUGGCAAUGCAGACUUCACUGGGGUGGAGGACAGUAGCACUGUACUCUGCAAAAAAGCAGUCACGAGUGAUACAGUAACAGUAUUUUAUUCAGGUUUCUGAAAAAAUAAAAAUAAAAAAAAUAGUUUUUUUAAUAAACAAGAGUUGAAUUUUGCAAGUGAACUUAACUACCGUUUUCAAGAUUUAUUCAAGGAGAAAUGCCUAUGUUCGAAGCACUGGUGUUAAACAAAAAUUACAUCAUGCCUGGAGAAGACUCACCAAAAUGGCUGCCUAUUGAUACGGCCUCCAUUUAUAACAUCUGGUUUUCACUUGGUCCUAGAGCUUUCCAGUUGCCUCGCCUGUAUGUAUCUCACGUAGCAGUGCACUGAGAUCAGACUCUGCUUUUAAGUGCAUCCAACCUCAAAGUUUUUGCAUACAAAUAGAAUGAAUUGUUUUGCUCUGAUAAAAUGUAGGCCUUACUUGUACAUAGACUGUUACCUGCCUUCAGUCUGUAAUUUUAUUUUUUUUUUCCCCCUCCCUCCCCUCAUCCUUUUUUUCCCCUCCCUCCUUCCUAAAUGGUGGUAUACCACUGUGCGGGUCUUCAGUUUGGGUCAGAACUCACUGUCCCCAUAGAAAAGGAGUUGGGGUUGGUGCCCAGCUUGCCAACCUGAUUGUCGAGCAGUAUACAGCAGGAUGAAAUACUGUAAAUGCACUCAUUUGGGAUUUUGUUUUCUUUCAUAUCAUGUGCAAUGUUGUGGCUUUAACAUUUUAUGCAACUAUUUAUGAGGACCUCUGUUGUAACUGUAAUAAAUAUAUAGAAAAAGCACAUACUUAGUACGGUGAGCUUUAUGGUUUUGUUUGUGUGUUUGGGGUUUCUGGGUGGGCAGGGGCGGGUGUGUUGUACCACACUGUCAUUAUUAGUUUAAGAUGAGGGCUAGCAUAGAAUUUAGUCAAAACUAGUCAGUUUUAAGGAUUGUUCAAAAACAAAACAAAACAGCAAAAAAAAAAAAAAGGGAGAGAGAGAGAUAGAGGUAUUGGUAUCCCAUAUCUCAAACUGGUUAAGUGGGGUGACACUUUUAAAAUGUAUUAUUGUAUUCAAAAUGCCAAAGUCUGACUUUCCCAGAAUCAAGUCUCAACACUUACUACUUUUUAGGAUUUUUAAAUCUGUGUUUACUUCUUUCUGUGAAAUGAACAAAUUAAUUUUGUGCUCUUUGGUGAAGAAAACAUUCAGCAAGUAGUGGCCAGAUGAUGAGAAUCUGACAUGUAAUGUAAUUGUCUUAGUAAUUGUUUUUAAGGUUGAAGUAAUACUAACGUGAGCUAUUUAAAAAAAAAAAGAGAUGGUUUUCUGUACAUCACUGAGAUCAUAUGGGUGUGUUGUCAUCUAUGUGUGAAAUGCCAUGUUUAAAGAAACAAGCCAACAUCGCACCAUAGUUAGAUAUAUGGGUCUGAAGCCAUAACCUAGCUUGGGUUAGUUUUGAGCUUUGAGGCUUCCACUGUAUUCUAUUUAUUCCUUUUUUGGCUUUUGGGGUUUUUUUUUGUUGUUUUUAUUUGUUUGUUUGUUUGUUUUGUAAAGUUGUACAGAAACUUUUUAAAAGAAAACAACUGACUUCAAAACUGGAUGUGUAUUCGUACCAACCUCAUAUCAUUAUGUUUGUGUAUUAUUUUGCUUUAUUGUUUUAGUUAAAAUUUUGCUUUAUUUUGCAUGUAUAUUUCUUUGUACAGUGACCUUACAUGUUUACACAGUAUGACGUGAUGUAAAUAUUUUAUUUUGCCAUCAGUUAUUUUGAAAAAAAUUAAACAUAUUUGACAUA
Apus apus (common swift) is the source of this 11819-nucleotide messenger RNA. It is a transcript of the gene TRIO, whose product is annotated as trio Rho guanine nucleotide exchange factor. NCBI's taxonomy places the organism in Eukaryota, Metazoa, Chordata, Aves, Apodiformes, Apodidae. The transcript is spliced from 57 exons. The record is from RefSeq and is a predicted model, not a curated record. Bases 578 to 9808 code for a protein of 3076 amino acids. Gene Ontology annotation, biological process: protein phosphorylation. Gene Ontology annotation, cellular component: cytoplasm. Gene Ontology annotation, molecular function: protein kinase activity; protein binding; guanyl-nucleotide exchange factor activity.